Molecule: messenger RNA, 20352 nt
Organism: Xyrichtys novacula (pearly razorfish)
Lineage: Eukaryota; Metazoa; Chordata; Actinopteri; Labriformes; Labridae
Source: the annotation of a GenBank genome assembly
CAGCUUGGGAACAUUACACUUGUACUUUGCAGAGUAAUGAUAUACAGUUCACAGAUUCAAAUACAGAAAAGAGAUUAAAUCCUUAAACCUCCGACUCCAGGUUAGCGUCAGCAGAGAGUGACUUCAUUUACAUUUAUUGUCAUCAAAGUGAGGUUGGAAGUCGGAUGAACUCCCUUAAUUAUUCUUAGGUGCAUUUUGAGCAAACAAGUCUUAAUUUUUUGUCCUUAAUUCCCUCAAAAGUCUGGUGUAUCUGCAGCAGGGGUGCUACUUUUUACACAGCAACUAUUUGACUCAAAUACACCAAGCUUGAACCGACAAAUUUAACCUCCCUCCUACUAGAAAAAGCACACAGUCCUUUAGAUCCUGAAUUUAUAUACAAAUAGAUACAAAUCUGUUUAACUGGACGAGUCAAAACUAAAAUUGUCAAACAGGUUUUAAAAUAGUCCAAACAUGUAGAUACUCACGAUCUGCAGGGUGUCCAUCUCUGUGUCAGAGUGAAGCAUUAGUCUCCUCUCUGCAGCUGAGACGUUUGUCUUAGACACCUAAUUAGUUUGGUGUUUCCACCUGAAUUAGUCAUCAGUGUGAGUGAGUGUGUGUGAGCAACGUGUGUGCUGGUGUGUGUGUCUACAACUGAAGGGAGCCACAUUUUAGGAAAACCAAUACUGUCCCUUUUAAAAUCGAUCUCAAACACAGCUAAGGUGAGUAUUUAUGUGGUAUCAGACAAAAAGACAAAAAGCAGAGCCGUCAGGUUUCAGUCACACUCACAGAAAAUACUAAUUAAAACAGUUUUUACAUUUAGAGAUGACUUAAAAAAAAAAAAUCUCUCUUUAGUGUCAGUCAGUCACUCCUAACGUAUUUCUUAUUUACUUUUCUGUUUCAUCUCUUCACAUAAUUUACCCAAAAUGGUUUCAGUGACAAACAAUAAAAAACAGCUGUCUGUUGGUGCGAUAACAGGGCGCUGCUUGCUGGCUAAGGUUAGCUGACAGUUAAGGAAACAAGAUUUCACAGACAACCAAGAGACUAUCAAAUCAACACUAUUUUUUCAUGAUUUGUAGCUCUCAAUUACAGGGUGUGAACAAAUAGAUAAACUUUGUUAAACUAGGAAAGGUGUAAGGUAGAAGGUAGAGUUGUAAAUGCACAUUUUAAUGUUUAUCCUGGCUGUAGAUGAAGCAGGAGUUAAUAUUAUUAUUACACAAUAUUUUUAACGUUUAAAAAAAACAUUAAUGAUCUAUAGUUAUGAUUUCAUGAUUGUUUUAGGAAUAAUUUGAGUCGCAAAACCAUCAUCAACGAUUUGUUCAAAAGAACCGAAUCUUUUAAGUGAAUGUACUGAACCAAAUCACUUCCUUGAGUGAUUUGUUCGUUUCUUACUUCAGUUGAGCUGAAGUGAGAACAGCAUUGCAUGUCGAGCAGCUGGUGAACGAGGGAGUCCAUGCACCGACGCCUGAAUCACUUGGUGAACGAAUCACGCAUUGAACUACACUUUCUCUGGAAUCAUUUUUGUCGGACAAAACAAUGUUUUUUUAUUUAUUUAUUUUUUUUAACUGCUUCAUUGCCACCACAACAACUUGCAUACAAUAUGACACAACAUGUAACAAGUAGUGCAUUAAACCCGCAGCAUCCUAUCAUUGCAGUGGUUUGAGAUGGAACGGUCCAUGUUCAGUGUGAAUUCUUCUAACCGUUCAGUGAACGAAUCACUUACUGACCCCAAUACCAUAGGACAGUACACUUAAAACAUCAUGACUUAUAAACAACUUCAUUUCUACGAACCUGUUUGCCAAAGCAACACAGACAAACACUCUCGUCUCCGAGUCCCAGAAGCAGAAAACUGAACUGAAUCCUGAACCGUUCAGCUGUGUAUCAGUUCAGUAGGUUGGAGUCACAGGCUUCUCCUGCUUAAUGAUUAGGUGAUUUGGUGAACGAAUCUUUCGAACAGAUCUUUUUAGUGAACUGACUCUAGUGAUUCAGCACAUCUAAAAGAACUGCCGUGCCCAUCACUAUAAAGAGACAAAUGUAUUUAACAGAAUUUAAGGACAACUGUCUAAAUCCAGAGCCACACUCCAGUCCAGUAAGCGGCGGUAAUGCGCCUUUCAGCUGGAUUGCUGACCGCCAAAAAGAAAAAGACGAAGAAAAGGCCGCCCAAUCACUUCGCUUCAGUACCAAAACAAACUUCGGAACCUCUACUGAAAACAUAACUAUUUUAUUAACCACAAAAGUUCAAAAUGUUCGGGUUUUUUUCUGUCACGUUGGAGAUGUAAAGGUAAAGGUUGGUUGCUGUAAAAUAGAAAAGAAUGCUGUUAGUUUAGCAUUUAGGCUGCUGGAGGCCAACCGCACUUAAACACGAAGAAGAAGCAGUUAGGCUAACAUACCGUUAGCAACAGUCGUCGUUUACCUGCUUUCAGUUGUUUGUUUUGUUCGUUUGCUGAUGAAAGUAAGUGAGCAGCAGCAGCUCCUCUAAAAGGAAACAAAAUUUAGCGUUUUUGACGUCGAGUUAAGGAUUUUAUUGAAAGACGGAUGAGCUAGACACAAAGAUGGAGGUGGCUGCCAAAGGUGAGUGAACUUUGACACUUGUUAGUGUCUGAAAAAUAAUCAGAAUUAAACUACAGAGGUGCCAAACUCCUUUAAACUCUGUGUAACAUGUCUUAACUAUCUGUGGACGGUACCUGGAAUAACUUUUUUUUGUCUCAUCUCCUAGGAAAGGCCAAACGCAGACACCUGGAUGCAGCAGAGUGUGUUGAACUGGGACAGAGCUCAGGGGGAACUGGACCCCUCACCCAGCCCAACACCAUCAACCAGACUCGGGGUACCUGCAACCCAAACCGAGGACUUUACCCCAGGUCGCCCAGAAAGAGACCCAAGUGUGGUAAUCUCUGUUUAUCCUUCUGAUAAAGGCUUUUUAAGGAAUUAGAUUAUAUCUGUUCUUAGUUAUUGUUUGAUAGAUUAAAAGGUCUGGACUUGCUUUAAAGGGAUAUUCUGGUGUAAAAUUAAGUUAGGGUCAAACACACAGUAAUACAGAGUUAGACACCCCCUCCAGAGAUGAAUGUUGCCGACCGCUUACUUCUCUAGUUAUACCAACUUUAGUAACGACCGCACAACAACAAUACAGAGAGCCACACACUCAACCAAAACGCCACUCUAUAGCCACAAAUAAUGCUCAGAACAGCACCUAACUUCAUCAACAGGACAUAUAGGGUCCCAGCCAUAGUACUAGCCACCAAACAUCUUUUUAACUUUGCCUAAUUUCUUUAGGAAAGAGACUAAACACAACUCACCUACUUUCCUCCAGCAGCUGCUUGUUUGUACGGAGACCUCCGGGCGAGUCCAUCGACUGCAGCGGGGGGACACAGCUCAAGGAAGAACAUUUAUGACCAUUUCUUCAUGGAAAUACAAUCAGAGCGAGACGCUAAGGCAGAACAACUACCACGUCUGCAGUGCAAAAUGAUUAUUGUGGUGAUUAUCACUUCAUCCAUCCAUUUUUUACCGCUUAUUUCCGUUCCCGGGGGACGGGAGCCUAUCCCAGCAUCUUCGGGCAAAGGCAGGGGACACCCUGGACAAGUCGCCAGUUCACACCUACAGGCAAUUUGAAAGUGGCCAAUUAACCUAACCCCACUUAGGCAUGUUUUUGGAAUGUGGGAGGAAACUGGAGUACCUGGAGUAAACCUACGCAGACACAGGCGUUUCCACACAGAAACGCCCUGACACUGAUUCGAACCCAGGACCUACUUGCUGUGAGGCGACAGUGCUAACCACUACACCACUGUGCUGCCCGAUUAUUAUUUUAAGGAAAUGAUAAAGUAAUGAUCAUAAAUGUUCUUCCUUGAGCUGCGUCACCCAGCUGUAGUCUGUAAUGGACUGGCCUGAGGUCAAACAAGCGGCUGCUGGAAGAGAGUAGGUGAGUUGUGUUUAGUCUCUUGGCUAAAGAAAUCAGGCAAAAUUAAAGGAUGUUUGAUAGCUAGUACUGUCGCUAGGACCCUAUAUGUACUGUUGAUGGAGUUAGGUGCUAUAGAGUGGCUUUUUGGCUCUCUGUUUUGCUAUCUGCAGUCAUUACUGAAGUUGGUAUAACUAGAGAAGUAAGCAGUCGGCAACAUUCAUCUCUGGAGGGGGUGUCUAACUCAGUGUUAUGGUAUGUUUGACCCUAACUUAAUUUUACACUGAAAUUUCCCUUUAAUCUCUUUUUUUCUUUAACCAUCAGCGUCCACAUCAGGAAGUCCUCAGAAGAGCAUCAACAGUUUCUUCUCAGUGACAGGGGUCCUGAGAUCCAGCCCGCACAAAUCCUCUCAGCCCUGCUCUUCCACAUCCACAAACAGAACCCACACAGAACUCUUUCCCAGAGAAGAAUGGGAUGAUGAUGAUGAGGAUGAUGACGUUAGCCUUUUAGCCGCUGCAGUGGCAGUGGUACAAGAAGAAGAAGAGGAGGAUGAGAUGGACGAUGCAAGCCUGUUAGCUGCAGCGGUUAUGCUGCAGCCCGAGACGAAUCAGGUGGAUUAUUUGGAGGGAGUGACGGCGGAGAUGUUUGAGGACGAUGAGGACUUUGAUCAAGGCGACAGAAAGACUCACAGUGAAGAUGAGGUGGUGGAGGCUCUCCCUGACAAGCACUUUGGGCUCUUGGGAGAUAACAAGGUCCUGCAGGAACCUCGGGGCUGCAUGGAUGACCUUCCAGAGGAGGUGCUUAGACACGUACUGGGAUUUGUCCCUGCUCAGGACCUGUACCGCUGUGUCAUCCGGGUCUGCCACCGCUGGAAGAACAUUGUGGAGGACAUAAAGGUGAAACACAGAACUUUAUUCAGUUUGAGCGGAUGAGUUUUAGGAUCAAUUUAAAGUGUGCUCUUGUCUUCCUUUUUCUGCAGUUUGUCCCGUUUAAGAGGAAAUACUUCCGCUACGUGAUGAAAGAGAAGAAGACAGUCGUGGAGGUUUUCUCAAUCCUAAAAAACAGCAACAUAACAAAUCCGGUUUUACGAGAGUACAGCGCACGAAAUCUUGUCAUGUGAGUCCGAGUCUUUUCUUUCUUAUUGAUAUACUGGAUAUUAAAGCUCCAGUGAGGAACUUUCUGGUUGUUUCUACUUUGGUCAUGAAGGUGUUUUUGUGUGUUUUGCUCAGUUAUAUGGCGCAGUACAAGGUCGUAGAGCGAGUGAGGCCGGAGGACGUUCUGGAGCGCGUUAAGAAACAUCGUCUUUUCCCCCUGGCCGAGGCCUCCAUCAGACGGUGCAUUCCUGACAUUAAGAAGAGCUUUAACCUUGGCAUCGAGGUACGCCAUGCUAACACGAACACACAGAAGUCAUCAUAUAGAGAAGAGAAUAAAGUCUUUACAUUUCUGUCUGAUCUCCAGGGUACAAACCCCUAUGCAGCCAUGGCAGUCAUCCUGCUCCUGAACGAGGGUGUAGAAGACGUGCAGGCUUUGGUGUCCCUGCUCGCCGUCUGCAUGUCACACACCGCCAUCACUGAAUACCUUAACCACAUGGCUAUGAUGCUGCUAGCACUGAGGAGAAACAAAAUCCAGAUUAGCGACAGGUAAAAGCGGUCAGUUUCAGCUCUUGUUUACUUCUUGUCCACCUUGUUUUGAGUGUUUUCUUUCUCUCCUUACAGGUUGCAUUACAACAUCUACUACGUACUUCGUCUGAUGGAGAACGGGCCGUUUUCUGUCGACUCUGGUCAGAGCGGGUGAGGAUCAAAACACAUCUUUUUCAUUGGAAUAAUAAGAUAAAAAAGUCUCAGAAAAUCGACUCAUUUAAUGCAAAGAGUUUAUGUAGAAAUCCACCUUUUAACUGUUUUCUGUUUCAUUUUUUACCACUAGGCGGCCUCAAAUGCAGCUCACAGGUGAACAGCAGCACAUCCUCAGCCACAACAUCCAGCCUGACCACGUUGUGAAGAUCGUGGCUUUUGCAGGUAGAGAGGAAACCACUGACUCAAACCCACAUGAUUCAUAUCUGAACAAGUAAUCCAAUCAGCAUCAUAGUUGAAGUGUAGAUACAGCCUCGUAGAUGUGGAGUUAAAGUGUCAGAGUUUAAAGAUUAUCGCUUUUCGCCAUAGGUACAGGAAAGACAACCACUCUGGUGAAAUUCGCCGAGCAGCGACCGCAUCUCCGCUUCCUGUAUGUGGCCUUCAAUAAGUCAGUGGCCACUGAGGCUCAGCGCCGCUUUCCAAAAAACGUGGACUGUAAGACCGCCCACUCGUUGGCCUUCAGUGACGUGGGGAAGAAGUGAGAACCCUUCGUUCCCCCUCAGACGUUUUAAAGAGAUGUUUUUGGUUGAUAAAUAUAUGAUAACUUAUCACCCUCCUGUGAUUUUCCUCUUCGCAGUUACCAGAUUCGUCAAAAGCUGACCUUCAACCUGAAUCUACUGGCCCUCAGCUCCGUUCUUCCUCAAGGCCGCGGCGGCUUCAUCAAAGCCAAAGUGGUGGCCACGACUCUGAACACCUUCUUGGCUUCAGCGGACCCGACCAUCGAUCCCAGCCACGUCCCCCACUCCACAGUGAGCAAGACGGGCAACAAGACGGAAAUAGACCCGAGAGAAGUACCGGUAUGAACACAUUAAUGCGAGAAAUAAUCCGCAGGAGCAUGAACGUGACGAAAGCACAUUCAAGCUGUGUGUUUUUAUGUUGAAUCUUAGUAUUUUGUGGCUGAUGCACGGGUGAUCUGGAACAAAAUGAAGGAUUAUGAUGAGAAAAAAGAAAACGCUUACCACAUGACCCACGACGGUAAGCCAGCUGUUGUGAGUAAAAUCAGUUUUUGAGAGGAAAUACGAAUUUGAGCAGGAAUUCUGUUUCAUUCUCAGGUUACUUGAAGUUAUGGCAGCUCAGUGACCCUAAACCACAGCUGUCCGACCAGUACGAUGUCAUCUUCAUUGAUGAGGCCCAGGACUGCACUCCUGGUAGGGGACUGUUUCACGCUGUACUGGGUCUUAAUUUGUGAUGUUAAUUGCGUCAACUUUCAUCUUCUGUUCCUCGCAGCCAUCAUGGACGUGCUUUUGUCUCAGCGUUGCGGGAAAAUUCUGGUCGGAGAUCCUCACCAGCAGAUCUACACCUUUAGAGGAGCCGUCAACGCCCUGCAAGUCGUCGACCACACGCACAUCUACUACCUGACACAGGUAAUACAAACACAGAAGUGGGACAAACGAGUGUUACAUACGAUUUUGUGUUUACUAUGUGUAGGUCUGUAGCAGUGGCGGCUGCUGGUCUUUCAAGGAGGGGAAGCUCAUUUUUCUGGCCUACAUCAUAAUUGUAUUUGUUUAUUAGUAUGUAACAGAACAGAGUCGCCAAACACAACGGCAGUCGUUUUUAACAAAGACAAAAGUCGCUGAGGAUCGGUAAGGUCUCCGGAGCAGUUAAGAACAACGGAAUGAAUAACUAGGAAAAUGCUCUGGUAGAUGUUUUAUUCUUCAAGAUCGCUGAUUCGCUUGUUUAGCUGUCAAUCAAAAAAGGAUUUCGCCUCAGACAGCUCAUCCAAUCAUGGAUGCAGAAGCUUGGAGUCCGGGAGAAAGUCGGGACCGCCCUCUCGCCAUAGAACUCCAGUGAAGCUGGGCUUCCGAUGGGCGGGACAAAGCCCAGCAUUUAUCCAAUGAGCGUCUAGUUUCGCUGCUGGAACAACCCACUUUGAGCUUCCACAUUGAAGUCAGCAGAAGCCCAGCGUCCGGCUGUUUAAAGCGCUGAGGCGCUGCGAGGAUGAAUGAGAACGAAGUUAUGCCGGUUACCUGUAAUUAUCAGCUUCUUAUCACAGUGUCUGAACAAAAGAUGAAGGCUUUCUAGUGCGUAUUUAGUUAAUGAAAUGUACACACAGCCGUACGUAUUUCACCACUUUUUCUUUUUUUGGGGGGUGACAUUUUAAGGGAAGCCGAGCUUCCCUUGCAGUCUUAGAGCAAUCGCCACUGGUCUGUAGAUAUGUUUGCAUGUCUAAAUUUUAAACCGCUGAUGUGUUCAUCCAGAGCUUUCGGUUUGGUGCUGAGAUCGCUUAUGUGGGCGCCACCAUCCUCAAAGUUUGCAAAGGGGUGAAGAAGAUCUUAGUGGGAGGAAGACAGAAAGGUAAACAUCACCAUAUGCAUCAAAGGUGAUUAAAAUCGAUACGUAAUCUUAAUGAGAUGUUGUGUUCCUGCAUCCUGUAGGCGGUGUGUGUGACGAGACCGCAGAACAAGCGGCGGCAGCUAUAAGACAGGCCGUCAGUCAUUCUCCGGGGCAGACUGCCAUCCUGUCGAGAUGUAACCUCAGCGUGUUUAACGAAGCCGUCCGACUCAUUGAUGCCAACCAGCAGUGCCGUCUCCACUUCGUAGGAGUGAGUGUUUGUUUACAGACUCUAUUUGUGCUUGAACCUCCUAAGACCUGGCGUCCACAUGUGUGGACAUCACACUUUUGGUUGUCAGGAACACAAUAUUAAAUUUUGUUCACAAGGGCCUUCUCUCAAAAUUUAAAACGAAUGUCCUCAUAUGUGGACAUCAUUUUUCUCAGAAACUACAUCAUGUAAAAAGAUCAUUCUUUGUUUUUACACUCAUCAGGUCCCAUUUAGCCUAAUAUAUAUUAUAAUAUAAUAUAUAUAUAUAUAUUGGCUGAUUAUAGUAAGCAAGCAAAAAUAUCAAAGCUCUUGUUUCCGAGUCCGUACACUGCGACAGGGUUUAGAACAGGGUUUUGGUGAGCUGUGCUACAUAUCUCCCUUCUCCUUCAGGGGGUCCAAAGUAUCGGCCUGAACAAGAUCCUGGACAUCUGGCAGCUGAUCGAAGGGGCAAAGGACGCCUCCCAAAAGAAAGGGCAGCGACCACGAUGUGAGAAUUACAAAACUAACUCUCAAGUUAUUUUUUUAUUCGUCUCGUUUAGAAACACCUUUUCUCUGACACACAACAUUUUCUCCGUCCUCAGACAUCAAGGACCCUCUAAUCCGCUACUUUGCAAAAAAGAAAGACACUAAUGGCCUCUGGGCUUUGAGGACAUUCGCCAAGCAGACUGACGACAAGGAGCUGGACUCCAAACUCAGCAUUGUUGAAAAAUACAAAAGUCGAUUCCCAGAGCUGGUGAACCGUCUGGAACAGUGCCACGAACAAGACUUUACCAAAGCAGGUGAGGAAAAAUAAGGAGUUUGUGAAUUCUUAGAUUAUAACAUAGAAAAUUAAUGCAAUAUUGUGCUUAAGGACUUAUUCAAACACCUCUCCCAGAAACAGAUCUAUUAUCAGUUAACUACAAUAGAUCCCAAACUCUGCCGCUCGCCUCCUCCACACAUCCCUCCAGUCCUCCAAAACCUCCAUCUGCUCCUUGUUCACCAAUGCGUUCAGUUUAAAACCCCUCACAGCCUCCAUAAUCAGGACCCCUCCUACAUCACUGAUCUGCUCCACCCCUACGCUCCUUACACACCUUCUCCCUCCGGCUCUGAGGACCAAGAACCAAACCCGAGGAGGACCGGGCUUUCUCCCUCCCCAAACAAAUCCAGGACUACACUGACAUAUCAAAGUCCAAAUCCUUCAUCAAAAUCCACUUGUUCUAUUUACUAUGGUGUCUUCUUCCUUGUUAAGUAUCUUUGACACAAUGUAAACAUUUUUUUAGAAAUUUUCUGGAUUUUUAAAAAACAUCUAUGGAGAAUUAUGUAUUUACCGCUCCUCCUAAAACUUCCCGUCCUUUUGUUACCAUGCCACAUUCACUGUCAGUAAAUGUGAGGGGGUGUGGAGUUUCAGUGGAAUUUCCAAACUCUUACAUCCUCUUUUUUUUUUUUUUUUCCUGGCCCCGGGACAGAAGUGUGUAGUUGUUUCUCAGCGGUUUCUCUCGGUUUGAUGUCACUCUGUCAGCUGCUCUUCUUACUCAUCCACAGCAGCUGUCAGUCAUUCAAGGUCACAGAAAAACAGUCGUUUUUUUUCUUAACAGACAUUCAAGAUAACAGUAUGAAAACUGCACAUGUCGUCGAUGAUGACCUUGUUUGUCAUAAAUGGGAAUAAAGUAGAAUUUCAGUCUGUUUCAUAACUGUUAAAAAACUUGUUACGGGAGUUUUCACAGAAUCACAGGUUUGUUUAUUAUCGGCUAAUGUGCACUGGUAUCUUAGAAAGACGUUAGGAGGAUACUUGGAUGAAUGUUUGGCCUGCUUUUGCUUGAUGUGACAGAGAUAAUUGUACGGCAGUAGCUUCCUGGUGUUAAAAUGAGGCAACAAGGAGUGUCCCGAUCAGAUAUUGAUAUCGGAUAUCAGCAAAAAAACAAAUAUCGGAUUACAUCUGCCUGCAUCUAAAAUUUCCAAUAUCAGCAUUCCGAUACAAGCAGUCCAUUCCAGACUCCACUCCGGCAUCUCUAUCUCGCAGCACCCUGAUCCAGCAAGCUGAGGCCACAAAAUCACAACAACAGUGUGAGCUAAGGUACGAACAAAGCAACAAGGAGUAAGAGUGAUGUUGGCCUUGUGACAGUAUUUUUUGUUUAAGUCUGAAAAAGACGUGGCAGCUGAGUGAAAAACUUGUCACGCGCAAUUUUGUGCCGAUAUCAGUAUCAUAUAUCAGUUGGGGACACCCCUGGAGGCAGCUUAAGAAAAGGGAAUCUGUCAUCUGUUGUCUUGUCCUGAUGUGUCCUGUUUCAUUCCAGACUUCAUCCUGGGAACGGUCCACAAAGCCAAAGGUCUAGAGUUUGACACCGUAAUGGUCACCGAUGACUUUGCCAAGAUUCCCUCCUCCAGACACCAUCUGCACACAGUUUGUGAAGACUUCUCCUUCGGUGGGUCCACAUCCGUCAGCAGACCCUCUCACUCUGUCCCGUACAGGAGGAGCUCAAAGCUGUUAGACGUAGUUCCUCAAAGUGCUCUGAAAAGUUAAAAAAAGUCCUGCUCUGUAACUUUUUUAAGGUGUUUUAUGGAUAAAUCUGAAUCUGUAAAUAAACCGAGAAGCCCUGAGGAGAAAUUUUAGAUAAGCAGCCAGUGUUUGACUCUCGAUUACUUCUCUCUCCUGCUCAGAUCAGUUUCCUGACGAUGAGUGGAACCUGCUUUACGUGGCGGUGACUCGUGCCAGAACCUCACUGAUCAUCACAAACAACAUCCGCCGCAUCCUCACAAUGGCAGGGGUAAGACGUUAUCGAUUUAAGUCUCUCACUCUUUCACAGUAAGGAUAUCUGCAUGAAUAUACAUCUACGACAGAGAGUUGGAGAGUUUGUUCUGCUUCAUCAAGACUUGUAGCUGCCUGCUCUCAAAUCCCUUAUCUUGAACUUCUUUUUCUGAACAUCCGUGUUUCACUUCUAGUCCUUCAAACUCUACAUUUUUGAUCUUGAUGUGCAAAACACAGAGUCAGUUUUACUUAUAGUUUAGCCUAUUAUGUAACAUACAAUUGACCCUUAUUAUAGGCAGUAUCUGUUGAGCACAUGUGGUGAAUUGAGUCCAGUUCAGGCGGCAGCAUCAAAAGGACAGUAAGAUUCAAAAGCUUGCAGCCAACAGAUCAGAGAGUGUUUGAAGCUUCAGAUCAAAUAACUAUAGAGGGAGUCAUGAGCUCAUUCUUGUCUGAAUUGUGGCUUUUCUCUGUUGUGCACGGUAGGAGGAAAUUGCUUUAAUAGAGGAGGGAAAAAAACCUGCAUUGUUUUUGUACCCACAGUUAGUGGGAUGGAAGUGCUGCUCUGUUAUCUCUUGGAUGCACCGCUGGGAAUAAGCUCCUCUCUGUCCCUCCAUUAUUGUCUGAGCUCUGCAAGCUUAGAGUGCCGGCUGCAACUUAUCAAUCAGCUUAAUGAGGAGCCGUGGUUAUGAGUUUGAUAUUCAGUUUUUAUGUUGAGUGCUUUUCUACGCAUGUAACAUUUUUAAACUCGCCUACAUUAUUAUUACUAACUGCACUGUUACAAACUAAAGCAGAUGAGGACCACAAAUGAAUUUUGUGAACUCAUCAAUGAGUUCUGAUGUACAACUUUUUUUCUCAUCCUAGAAUUCUGGGAAAAAGUGAAAAUUUUAGAAAAAGCAACAUUUUGUGAGGAAAUAGUCAGAAUUCUAACUUUGAGCCCAUAAUUUUGAUUUUAAAGUCAGACUUUUUUAAAAGAGACUGGAUUUUAAUCUCUUGAAUCUCUGAAGUCUGAAUUUGAUGUAUUUAAUUUCAAAAUUUGUAGAACAAUUUUUAGACUGUAAUUCCAAAAUAACUGUUUUUUUUAAUUUUUAUUUAAGUUCUAACUAUAGAUUCAUCUAAAAAAGUUUGACUUAAGAGGAAAAAACUGAAUUUGUAAAUGAAAUUCUUUAAUCUAAAAAUUCAAUAUUUCUAGAAAUUUGAGUGUUGGAUUAAGGUUUAUAUUCUGAUUUUAAACUCGUUUUUUUCUGUGAGGAAAUAUUGAAUGUGGAGAAAAAGCCUGAAUUUUGACUUAAUGUCAGAUUUUUAUGAAAAAAGAAUGGAAUCUCUUAAUCUUAAAAAUCUGAUAAAAAGGUCCGAAUUAUGGCUUUAAUCUUAAUUUAGAAAAAAAUGUCUGAAUUAUAUCCUUGAUAUCAAUGUAACCAGAAAAAGGAACAUUUUUGUCUUUUGUAAAAUAAUCUGAAUUUACACUAUUUAAUCCAAAAAAUUCUGAGAAAAAAUUCUGAAAUUUGACUCUAAUCCCAGAAAAUUGAGAAGUUAUAAGAGUUCAAAGAACUUUUUACCUCAUUGUCAAUUUUAUUUAUCUAUUUAGUUAUUUAUUUUGUGGCCACUUUUUAACAUAUCUGUUUGUAUUGUUUUUUUUUCAUCUUUACUUACUACCACCACUGACUCUCAUCUGCAUACCUGUUUGCACCUCACCAGGUUACCUUGAUUAUGUUGAGUAUAUUUUAGGUAACGCUGAUAAUAUUUUUGCAGAUUUAUGACAAACAACUAAGAACAGAACAGUGAAAUGUGAUCAAACUCUCAGUUUUGAUGUAUAACUAACCAGAGUCUUGAUCUUUUCCUCUCUUCCUUUCAUCCAGGAAUAUUUCCUAAAGUCAGACAUGCCUGCGUCGUUAAUGAAAACAGGCGAUCCUCUCCCAUGCAGCGUGACACAGUGUCCAAACUGCACCACGCCUGGAUCAGCAUUCAUCAUGAGCAAACGGGAGUUGAAAUGUGUAAGAAAAUAUUAAACAUGUCGAGUUACUCUGCCUGCAAAGCUGUAAUCCAGAUUGAUGAGCUGUACUAUCAGAGUACGGUGUGUUUUAUUGCCCAGAGUAUCAGCAGUUCAAUCUAAAUAUCGUUUUGUGACGGUUGUGCUGUAAAUCUUGAAGGGUUAGUUUAUUUCAGCUGAAGAUAUAAACACACAUGAGCUGUAAAAGCCUCAGACUCGUUUCCUCUGAGGUUUCUAACUCUUCCUCGUUUGUCUCCGUCCAGACUGACUGUGUAUCUGCUGGCGGUCCUUUGUGCGAGAGGUGUGUGUGGACGCGAAGCGGACCCAUCGCCUACCUAAUGAACGAUGGCGUGCUCUCCAUGGCUGAAAUCCCGCAGAGACUCGGUGUCCAGGUCCACCACCUGAUGCUCCUGGGACUUUUCUGAACCUAAAUACAGCGGAGGACCUUCAGCUGAUCUGACAAACUCUGAGGAGGAUGUGAACUGAACCUUAUGAGAGAAUGAAAAGAACACGAUUGUUGUCUUAUAUUUUUACGUGAUUCUAAAUCAUUUGUACGUUUUGAUAAAAAAUAUAAUGCGGUGCUGUCAUUGGAACUAAAAAGUCUCUUAACCUUUAACAACUACUAACAACCAGAAACCAGAUUUACAGACCCGAGGUUUACCCGGAGAGCGCUGUUUGAACGUGUGAAAUUGCUGUGUAUUAAAAUAUGAUGGCAGAACUGCUGGCUGGCCUGACCUUAAGUGGGACCUUAUGAUUUCCAUGAUGCUGAAAACACAGGAGGAAUCAGGGUUUUUGACAAUAUGAAUGUAAAACACAGAUUAUUCUGCAAUUUGCUGAAAAAUGAAUGCUACUCAGUAAUUAAAAAAAUUUAUGUAUUAUUAAGGUCUCAAUUAUGAGAUAGUGAGUGAUAAUUACAAGGUAAAAAGUCAAAGCAUAAGAGAAAGAUUAAAAUUAUAGGAUAAAAAGUCAAAAUAAUUAUGAAAAUAGUCAAAAAUAAGAGAGUGAGUCAAUUUUGAGAUGAAACCAAUUUGAAUUGAUUUAUUAUUAUGAGAUAAAUUGUCAAAAUAAUAAGAUUGUGAGCUGUAAUUAAAAGGUCAAAGCAUUAGGAAAAGGUCAAAAUUAUGAGUCUGAAAACAAUCUGAAAACAAAAGUCAAAAUUGUUAGAGAGCGAUAAGAUAAAAAGUCAACGAUUUUUAGAUGGUCAUAAUGAAAAGAAAUUAAAGAAGUAUGAAAAAGUGAAUUAUAAUUUUAAGAAAUAGAGGUGAAAAGUGAGGGGGAAAAAAUCAAUUUUUAUGAAACAUGUUGGGGAAAAAAAGUCAUUUUUUUUGUUUUUACACAAAAGUCAUAAUUGAGAUCGAAAGUUACAAUUCUGAGAUAUGAAUCUGAAAAGAGAGGUCAAAAUUUAAAGCAAUAAGAUAAAAAGAACAAUUUUUAUAUGGUCGUAAUUAUAAAAAAUAAAAGAAUUAUGAAAAAGUUAAUCAUCAUUUUCAGAAAUAGAGGGGGAAAGUCAAAUUUUUAUUAAACAAAUAGGAAAAAAUGUCAUUUUUUAAAUUCUACAUAAAAGUUAUUAUUCGGGAUUGAAAGUUAAAAUUACGACGUGAAUUCAAAUUAUGAGAUCGAUCAAAAUUAUUAAACAUUAUGAGCCAUAAUUAAAAGGUAAAUUUGUAAAAGUACUGGUGAAAAGUCAUAAAUUUUGAGAUAAAAUUCAUGGUUAUUAGAUCAAAAGUCAAAAUGACACGAUAGUAAAUCAGAAGUCAAUAUUUUGAGAAAGUUGUUAUCAUGAGGAAUAAAAGUCAAAAUAACACGAAAAAAGAAGUUUGAGAAAGUGAAUCAUGAUAUUGAGAGAGUAUAAAACUUGAACCGAUGGGACAAAAGUUCAAAUAUUUGAGAAAAAAGUCAUAUUUUUUUAGCUCCUCCACUCCUUGUAAAACUCCCCUAAACUUCUUGAAUCUGCUUUGUUUGACAGUCCUCUCAGUCUCACGGCGCUGACGUUCCCCCACAUUGCGCCAGACAAACACUGAGGACUGGCUAAGGUCAGUUUGAGUUCUCGCUGCCAAACAUCUGCUCCUGAUCAACACCGUCCUUCUGGAAAAAUCUUUUGUGAGGAUUUACUGUCACAUUGAGAAAAACUCCAGCAAAAACAAAAACACUUUUUUGACUCUGAGCGCCAACACGUGUUUCCUGAUUUUUACAAACGACCCCCCUGUGCAUGAGCAGCUGUGUGUCCAAGUGUCUGAGGUUAAACGGGAAGUCUCAUGUCUGGGAGAAAUAGAGAAGUCAAACAAAAACAAAGUGACAGAGGAAGGAGAAAAGGAGUCAGGAAAACACUCAAGAUGAGAAACAAUAUGACUCAAGAUAGCUGUGUGAUGCUAACGUAAUGAGACUGUGCAGACGUGGGAAUAUUCAAGACAUCAAGCAGUCAGAUUUUACAUCAAAAUCCUCUGUGUGAGAAGACGGUAGAAGAAGCUCCUGUGAUGUUUGAUAACCUCCAACCAUUAAGUGCAAAUCCUCUGAUUAAAAACAACCGCUCUCUUCUUCUCUGAUUUCCUGUCUGUUAUCACUUAGUCUUGGAUUUUACUCGUUUGGACACUCCCUUGUCUUUGCUGUUUCCCUUUUCUUGUAUAUGUUUCCUCCUUUAGUUUAUGAUUUGAUUUCCUGGUUUUGAGCGUUGGGCGAUUAAGUGCCUGAGAACUCAUCAUUCAGAUUAUGAUAGGGGUCAGUUUGAGCUAUCAGUCUCUCUGCAGAACGGGAAAACACCCGACCUGAAGAUGUAAACACUGUGAACAUCAUGAGUGUGUUGUAGGUGAUUGUAGGAAUCAUGAGGAGGAGAGAGGAUCUGACUGCAGUGUGUUACUACUGAUAAUAGUCUGUCACUUUUUAAGUUAAAGAUCAGGGGUGAAAGUAGGAUAAGGUACUGUACCUGUAGGAUUUGUACAAGAGGAGCACAACCAAGUUUAACAAAGUGCCGACUCUGAUGCCACAGUAUCAUCAUCUGCUGCAUCUUUCUUUCUCUUGAACAAAAAAUCAAAUUUUCUCUGCAUUUUGUUUAAUUUCUGCAUUAAGAUUGAAGCAACUGUCUCUUUAAAACUUCCCUCCUUCCACAAAAGGUGGGAGGCAUUCCCCAGCAAAGCAGCCAUUUACUUAUCAUAAAAAAAUUACACUAUAACCAUGGUCAAUCUCGUCACUGAUGGUCUUGUUUGCUUUUUUAAGUCAUAAAAAGACAUCAAGAUGAAUUUCAGCUUACUGAAUCAAAGUCCACAAACUCCUCACAGGAGCUUUAAGUAGAUAAAAGAUCUUGCUUUGGGUAUCUACUUCCAGUUUAUCUAUAAAUAAAUAUAAGGUUUACAUUAUGACUGGAGGCAAACUCACUUCCUCCAUCAAUCAGUGCAGUCUUGUACUCUUCUCUAAAACUCAGCAGACAAACUUUUUCAAGGAUAAAUCCCACUAAUAAUUGACAAAGUACAAUAUUUAAUGUGACGUGGGUUUAGGUGAACCUUAGGACAAGGCUGGACAAACAUAUGCUGAUAAAUUUAUUUAUCAUUGAACAUAGCUAUUCCGGUAACCAGGCCAAUGUUUGCUAACGCUUCAGCAAACAUGCCCUUUAAGUUCACCUGCUUAACAAACAGCUGACCGGCGCUGUGUGCCAAAAACACUGUAAAACAAAAGAGAGAUAGUCAGACAUGAUUAGUCACAGGCAAAUUAGUCAGCUAACUGCUAACUAGCCUAGCUUACUUUACUGCUCGUAGUCAUGGCCCUUAAAUAUUGAGGUCGGCACUUCAUUAGCCACUUAGCUAACCUGCUUACCUUUUCACGGCUCGGUAAGGAAUAAAUAAAGGGGGCUAUAGUAACAGUUAUCAUUCAAGCGUUUAUUUCUCCUUAUUAGCAGGUUUGUUGAUACGUUUAACUAAGUCCUAUAAGAGUGAUAUUUUUUAAAUUAAAGUAGAAGUCAAACUGCGAGUCUUUAAACUUAUUAAGAGGGCUGUCAGAAUAUAGAAAUUUCUUCUCACAGUUAUCGUCCAGUAAAUGAUUUUCAAGCUUUUAUUUUGAUUUCUAUUCUGUCUUGUGUUUGGGUCGCCAGAUUUUCUGCAUGGUCAAACUGUGCUUUUAUUUUGAAGUACACAACUUAAGGUAUAUUGGAAGUUAUGAACUCAUGGUUUUCCUGUGUGCUUAUUUUUAGCACAAUAUCAAGAUAUUAGAUUUUUUUGAGAGGACGGUUACCCCCAAUUUCCACCGCAUCCGGAACGGCUACAAAAAGGCUGUAUCCACAGAUCGUAGCUGAUCGCAACCAUUCAAGUUAAUGUGUCAAUUUCCACCAGCUUCUUUCCAUUCCGCUGCGGAUCUCUGGACGUGAUAUAUAUUUUUUAGAAUGGUAGGGGAAAGUCCCGCCUCUAAUUGGCUAGAAAAGCUGGAAACGUCAUCACACGCUCAAGCCAAACGCGGCCUGUCGGCUCUGUACAUCGAAAAGAACAUAAUUGCACUUCUGAAUCUCCUAACACUAAUCCUAAUCCUAACCCCAACCCUAACCUGACAGACGAUGACGUUUCACAGCCAUGAGGAAUAACCAAUUGGAGCCCAUCGCUUCUAGACAGUAUUUCACCCUGAUGACACCAUGGAUGAGGACAUGCUGAUUUUAGAAGUCUAGAAGUAGAUUUCCUCCUCUGGAAGGACACAAUCUACUGCUUAGCCUUGUGAGCUCCGUGGGUUCUUGUAAGUUCUCACGAUUCCUGCUCUCUGUAAUCCGCCACAAAAUUCACCUCACAAACGGAUCUGGUAGGAGUUGUUGUACAGCGAAAAUCGGCGCCGUUCUGGAUGCGGUGGAAUUCCCGGGUAAGCGUCAAUACCCGUGUGCUGUGACAGCUCUAGAGUAUUAAAGGAGUUUUUUGACGUUUAUAAAACAGACUAAAAUUCAUCUUGAAUCUAAAGUCAGCGGGAUAAGAUUUGUCUUAAAUAACUCAAGUUUAUCAGCUGACAAGCUUUGUGAAGACUGCUGUGUCCACAGGGGGCGCCAAAGUUGGCACAAAUUAACCAUGGUAGUGGUAGUAAACACUGCAGAGUCCCCAGGAACCACAUGCACAAAGACUACACUAGCUGUACAACCAACUCCCACUCAUGAUAUGAUCUCAUGAAUGCUAUUUCCCCACUUCCUCCACAUGUUUCUUGUCUCUCUAACGACUACAGCGUGUUUAUUUUCACACACAAGUUCAGUCUGUCACGAGAACUUGACGCUGUAGGCUUUUGUGGAAUUCACUGUGGUUCCCAUAUCCUCAUUUUGAAAGAAGUCAUCACACAGUUGAAGUGCAGAUUGUAAAUGUGUUUUUAAUACUUACAAACAAUAAAAAAAAGAAACUCUGGUACGAAGAAUUAAAAUGCAGGAAAGGUUGACACUGAGAAAUACAGAUAAAACCAAAAUUCCUGAAUAGGUACUGUAAACUUAUUCUGCUAAUUGAGCUGUUCAGUUUGAAUGUCGACUCAAUAUUGACUUUGUACUGAAUAAAAUUAAUUUAAUAGCCUUCAACUUCCAAAAAUCAGUCAAGCUUUGAUUAAACACCAGGUCAAUCACCAAAAUUAAGACCAUUAUGGUUCGAGUCUUGUGGUCCGGUAGCUCAUGCCACACAGCCUGCACCAUCGAGGCCAAGUCCUUUUGGCAGGAUCAGGCUUUGAACCCAACAUCUGUUGUCUUCUGGACGUCAUCCUCCCUUCGUCCCCAUUUCUCCUUAUCAUAUGUAAGGAAAUUGAUUCCUAUUAAAAGAGUCUUGAGGUCUCAGAAAGCGUGUUCACUGGUUAUGUUCACAGAACAUCAAACAGGUCAAUCAUGCAGUCACAGGUCCCGAGCGCAGGAAACAACCGGAUCCUCACAGAGUGGAGAUAUUCCCAGGAGAUCUCCACGAUCAGAACAAACACUCCAUCACCUACUGAGACUGAACCACGUUCAUGGGUGUCUCUUCUUCUGUGGGGGGCAGCGCUCUGUUGCUCUGUGACCUCCUUUAAAAAUAAAGGAAAAUAAAUAGAAACAAUAGAAGUGCUGUGUGACACCGUUCUAUAAGUACAAAUAUUAAAAUGUGCUGAUAGUUCCAGUUUACCUCUUAAAACACCAGACGCUUAAUCCGACCAAACCACAGAUGAUUGCCAGAGCAGCAAAGGUUACCCCGGCGGCUGUCCCACUGCUUUGUUCUGUCAAUAAAGAAAAAUAUCUUUAAUAAAAUGUCAAUUUGUAUUUUCCUGUUAUCUUCAUUGAUAAUGUGGAAAUUUGAGUUUACCAUUCAACACAUGGGUAUUAUGCGUGCUGUUGUUGGAAGGCCCAGCAGUGGUUGAGGUUGAUGUUGUCUUGCCCUCUGUUGUUCCUGUCCCAAACUCUACCGUCCCUGAGGAGAGAAACGAUGAUGAAUAUAAGGUUUUCAAAAGUCAGACAGUGUUUGGGGGUUUUCAACUGGAUCAAAUUCAUAAACAACUGGUUCCCACAGACAUCAGCAACAGAGAACCAGAUGAGACCAGUUUGGUUUCUGUUAACUCAUGCCCUCAGGGGACUUCAGGGAACUGCACGGGUCCAAAGUCCGCCUUAGUGAGCCGCUUUAAUAUAUGUGUCCAACUUACUCAUUAUAGAGGUUUCAAAAAAAAGAAAAAUGUAAAUGUUGAUAAAACACACCAGUACAGAUUAACUACCUUUACAGAGAAAAUACAAAAAGUAACUGAAAGAAAAAAAAGGUUUGAUUGUUCAGCUGUUGCUUGAACUGUUGUGGCAUUUUGAGUCGAGAUCACAAUUCAGCUUUUCAGAGAAGUAGACAAGUUUCAGUCUUGGUACGGACGGAUCUCAAUGCUGCAUUUGACGAACUAGAAAACUGGGAAGUGUUUUAUGGUACCUGGCUCUGAGUCAUUGACCGUACGUGAAUGUGACAUGUGGGGUUCCCCAAGGCUUUGUUCUGGGGACUUUUUGGGUCAACAUUUCCAUGUUUCCACAAACUCAUGUGAAACAAAAUCGUAGUAGUAUCAAUAGGGGGUCUGAGGUGCCAUAUAAGCAUCAUGUCAAUAGAAUGAAAAAGAAAACUAAAUUUUUGGAUUUUUUCUAUAUAACAAAUUUACGGAGCCCCUCUGGUGACUUUGGAGAUAAUUCAACUUAAGUAGCGGGAUCUGCCGGGGGGAUUUAGAGGAAGUUUGUUUGAUUCUUGCAGCUCUGGACCCUGACGCCUCAGCCGCCCACCUAUCCAGGACACUAAACCUCCCCUCAUUCAUUCAGCAUUACCAACACUGACAUGUCCGGCUUCACGUCAUCCUCUGUCCCUGUGCACUUGAGUCAAUGCAGGUGUCGAUCUGAGGGACUAAUCAAGUUUACUUUCACAGAGUUCGGUAAAGUUGAUAAGAUAUUCACAGAUUCAGACUUCUGGGAUCAAU